Molecule: messenger RNA, 835 nt
Organism: Gigantopelta aegis
Lineage: Eukaryota; Metazoa; Mollusca; Gastropoda; Neomphalida; Peltospiridae
Exons: 4
Coding region: 1-588 (195 amino acids)
Source: RefSeq, a predicted model, not a curated record
AUGAAGAAAAGGGUGGUUGAGGGAAUACGGCAGCAGAGCAGCUAUUCCUGCAGUGACAGGAAGUGUAGAGACCCCUCAGCGUCAUGUCAUCAUGUGACUGGAUCGUGCAAUGGGCCGUGUAUUGCUGGUUGGCAAGGACUACCUUGCAACGUGAGUGUGACCCAAUCUACAGACACCAGUCAAAAGGACAGUGAGUCCACGAUUGUUGCAAUGGCUGCUAUAAUAGGAAUACUUUCCGUAAUACUGAUUGCAGGUGCUGGGGCAUUCUUCUGGUACGUCAGACGCCACAGGAUGACGUCAGGAUCUACAACUAAAGAAAACACAAGUCCAACAAACCAAGAUGGCGAACACUAUGACAUCGUGGGCGGACAGACCGGUCGAGAACGAAAUACCGCCAGAGUUGACGUUUCUUACGAGGGUGGAUACGAGAAUUCACCACGGUCACGUGGAACAGAUGAUAUUCCACAGCGCCCCCUAGGUGAUAAUGAGAGGGGUAACGUUAAUGCAGGACAAGACAUUCAGCUGAACGAAUAUGAACAUCUUGAUCCAUCACAAUCACCGCAGAAUAUUUACGAUAAAGUUACUUAACCCACUUAUAAACAAGUCACACCAACAUCUAGAUGCCAACUACUUGUGGUAUAGGGCGAACAACCUCUAGUGGAGAUGAGGGGGUGGGGCACAGUUUCUUAUGGGGGAGCACAGUCUAGAGAUAUCUAGUGGGGGGGGGGGGGGGACAAACCACAUCUUUAUCUUUAUGAAGAGUAGGACACAAAAGUUAAUAUUUUCCUCCUUGAAUGGAAGGUGCAAAGACCCCCCCCCCCCCCCCCCCCCCCCC